Messenger RNA from Cavenderia fasciculata, 4782 nucleotides. RefSeq lists its product as uncharacterized. The record is from RefSeq and is a predicted model, not a curated record. Bases 1 to 4782 code for a protein of 1593 amino acids. NCBI's taxonomy places the organism in Eukaryota, Evosea, Eumycetozoa, Acytosteliales, Cavenderiaceae. The transcript has 2 exons.
AUGAUCAAGAUAUUUUUGGCGGUUUUUUUAAUUGCUUCGAGUUUAAGUUUCGGAGUUUUUGCUCAGCAACCAACUAUAUUACAAGCAAAUCCAAAUUAUCAAACGAUUCAAGUUUUGGGUAGUAAUUUUGGGACAGUAGCUAGCAAUGUAAAAUUUAUAGCACCCACCUAUCCACUUGGAACCAAUACCUCUUUGUCACCAGUAUAUCUAGCACCAAACCAAGCCGUCUUUUCGUGGAACUAUAAUAUAUUGAAUGGACCGUUCCAAUUGUCGGUCAGUGGUCUGCUGUCUACACCGUUUUAUGUCUCGUAUUCUCCCUAUAUCGUUUCAAUGGUUCCUGUUGGUACUGCUGGUGGCUCUAACCUCACCAUCAAAGGUACUUCCUUUUAUCCGUUUGACAGUCUAGGCAAUGCACUGUCACAAACGGUCACUAUCGGAGACAACUCUUGUCCAGUGCUUUCCUCAUGGAUCGACGCCUCCUCAACCUAUAUAGUUUGUAAGGCUCCUGCGGGAACUGGAACCAAAGUUGCCAUUGUAAACAUCAAUGGUUUAGCCAAUAGUUUUGAUUAUGUCUAUGCUCCACCCGUCAUUGCAACGGUCACCCAAAGUGAUACUGAUUUUGGUCUGAUCAUUCAAGGUCUCAAUUUUGGUAGCAAUAUAAACUUGCUCGGAGUUUACGUAUCUAAUAUUAUGCCAACCAUUCAAUCAUUCAAUGAUACUACAAUCUUUGCCAUUGUCACACCUGAAACAUCCAAUGGAUUUAUCCUAGUGCAAGUAGAUGGCCUCCAAUCGGUGGCACCAGGGUUUCCAGUCAACUUUAAACCAGUCGUUACCAAUGUACCUAUCGUUCCGGUUGCAGGUGGCCUGAUAAUGAUUUCUGGACGGUACCUUUUAAUGGUUCGUGCCAAUGGAACCGAUACCAAUAUGUCGGUAUUAUUCAACAACAAGCCAGUAACCCUCAGUUCGUCGUAUUCCAACUCGGACGCCUCCUUUUUAGGAUUUAUUGCACCUGCAGGUGUUGGUGCCAACCUCUCUUUGACAGUCACGGCCGAUGGAAUCCAAUCUGAACCAGUCCUCAUUAGCUAUGCUGCUCCAACCAUCAUGUCGGUGGUCCAAGGAGUAGGUUCUGUCAUUUCCAUCAUCGGUGACAACUUUGGUAGUGAUUUGUCAGUCAUCACAGUCAUUGUAAACGAAGACCAAAUGAUCAUACCAACCGGUUUAAUCACAAAUGGAUUAGUGUUUAGUGCUCCGUCGGACCUAAAGAAUGGGGUUGUCAAUGUUCGUGUUGGUAACCAAAUGGCUGCAUCAAAUAUGGCCAUGCUAUUGGCUCCAGUACUCUCUACCGUAUCACCUCUAUCAUUGGCCGGUGGUAACCUCACUAUCAGUGGUUUAUACCUAAAUAGCGUAGAUUACCUUGGUAACCCUGUUGCUGCAAUAAUAAUGAUAGCCAACCUACCAUGCGCAACCAGCCCAGAUCUGGCCACAGGUACCACUCUAUCUUGUCAAUAUCCAGCUGGACUUGGUGGAGCUCAGGAAAUGAUAUCUGUUUAUCUCGGAACUAAACAAACAAUCCUUUUGGUCUCAUUCCCUGCCCCAGUCAUCAUUCCAUCAUCACCGUCGGCACCAGUAUUGACCCAAAAUCCAACCGAUGGAACCGUCACGGUGGUUGGUAGAAACUUUGGUCUAAUAACCUCAAAGAUUGUAUUAUCAUUUGGUAGUCUUCAAUCUCUAAAUGAUACAACCAUCAUUUUUACAGUUCCCGAUACAGUCACCAAUGCUCCAUUCACCCUUUCGUCAUUUAGUCAAAUUUCAAACUCUAUUCAAUUCUCUGUAACCCCAUUCAUCACCAGUAUGGUUGGUGCUAAAACCAUAGGAUCAACUACUACAUUGAUGGGUAAAUAUCUUACACCUAUGAGAGCUAAUCAAACCCCUACCAAUAGUUUUAUCCAAAUUGAUGGUGGUGCUCCAAUCACAUCACAAAUUUCAAUGCAAGGUACCUCGUUAACAUUCCCAUUACCAGCCGGUACUGGUGCAAUUCAUACUUUGGUGUUAUCAAUCGAUGGUCAAAAUGCUACCUUGAUAUUCUCGUAUCCAGCUCCAACUACUACUUCAAUCGUCCAACAGUCCUUGUCUAAUCACUACACCCAAUCGCUUACCAUCACAGGUACUUCAUUUGGAACGGUCAAUACAAAUGUCCAAAUAUUAUUUGUCAAUCAACCAAAUGUUCAAUGUGAUCAAGUAGUUGUCAGUGAUUCUUUAAUCACUGCAAACCUCCCUAAAUUUGUCCUCAAUGAUAAUAUUAGGGUAAAUGUAUCUGGUCAGAUAUCAACUCCAUUCUCCAGACCAAUUGGACCAAUUCUCAAAUCGAUUACUUCAGCCGAUGCUGAAGGUGGUGAAAUCAAGAUUGGUGGUCUCUACCUCAAUAAUGUUGAUGCUUUUGGAUCGACCAUUCCCAUCACAGUCAUGUUCCCAGGCAAUACUCCAUGUACCAAUGUUGUAAAGAUUGCCGAUGAUCAAGAUAUGGGAUAUAUUACGUGUCAAGCUCCUCCAGGAAAUGGAAUUAAUAUUCAAGUCACAGUUCAAGUCGGUCAAUUAUCAGACACUAUCAACUUUGCCUAUGGAUCACCAGUCAUCAAUUCAGUUGUCGUCGCCAAUGAUAAUUCUGCAGUCUCGAUCGUUGGAAAGAAUUUCGGUGCCUCACAAGCAAGUGUAACGAUUUAUCUUGGAGGUGGAUUAGUCACAACAUCAUACUCGUAUAUCAAUAGAACACAUCUAGUAAUGACUACCACUUCAUUAAUGAGAAAUGCACUCAUCACUGUCAAACUCGCCGACGGUCGUAUUUCAAAUCCAGUACCCCUUGUAUUGAAACCUCUCAUCACUUCAAUUGCAAAGCCGAUCAAAACAACAGGUGACCAAUUGACUAUUGUUGGAACCUAUCUAUAUCCAACUAGAAUGGAUGGAUCACCAACCAAUGUCACAGUUGUCAUUGCUGAUCUUAAUCAACAAUGUACCAAUGCCAUAGCCAAUGGAGUAUCAAUUAUUUGUACCUCACCUCAAGGUUCUGGUGUCAAUCAUAAUGUCAUUGUCUAUAUCGAUGGAGCACAAUCGCCAUCAUCAGUCACACUCUCAUACAUUGCACCUUUAAUCACCAAUAUUGCCCAACAAGGUAAUAGUGACAAUCUAAUCAUCACUGGUACCAAUCUUGGCCUUGACUUGGCAAAGAUUACAAUCAACAAUCAAAUCAUUGCAACAACAUUGACCAGCGCAACAUCUCUGUCUGCUAAAUUGACAGGUCCAUCAAAGAAUGGAGAUAUUAAAAUAACCGUCGACGGUCAAGAUAGUAAUACUCUACCACUCAACAUUAAAGCAACUGUCAACUCUAUCUCAUCCACCUCACCAUAUGGAGGUGUUGUUGAACUAGUUGGUAAAUACCUUUGGACUACAAGAUUGGAUUCAACUCUAACCACCAUCGCAAUCGAUAUUGGAGGAACACCAUGUACAUCACCAGUGGCCAAUGGAAGCGACGGAACCAAGUUGAACUGUACUGUUGGUGAUGCCAGUCAAUCGGAAACAUAUAUUGAAUUAUCAAUUGACUCUGUCUAUGCCUAUUCAACAGCCAUUUACUACAGUAAUUCACCAGUUAUCACAACGAUUACAUCUUCAUUCUACCUCGUAUCAAGUGUAGUUACUAUUGUUGGUAAUGAAUUCUAUUCACCAUCCGAGGUGAAAAUCGGAGGUAGUGAAUGCAAUAAUGUUGUUGUUGUCGAUGCACAACAUAUUACUUGUUUAUUCGGUAGUAAUGCCGGAGACAAUGCAACUUCAACUUUGGAUGUUAACGUCGAAUCUGACGAUUUAUCAACCACUAAAGUUGGAUUAUUCAAAUAUACAUUGUUACAAUGUUUGAACUCUUGUUCAUCACAUGGAACUUGUGUCACAUCUGGUCAAUGUCAAUGCGACAGCGGAUACACAGGAGCUGAUUGUUCAAUCACAUAUACUCAAUCAUUGGUCUCGGGUGACUCUGGAUCAGUGUCAGGAGGUAAAUUCACAAUGUUUAACAAUUCAAUGGAAUUCCUACUUUCACACAUUCAAGAAGUUCGUCAAGACAAUAGUAUCGUUAAAACUAUUCCACUCACCAAAUGGGAUGUCUACAAUGAAUUUGGUAAUACAACUGUUUACAACUCAUCAGCAACCACUCACAACAUUCAACUCUAUGUCACCAAACAUGCAACAUCAUCCAUCCAAUCAUUUAUAGGUGAUGAUCUUGUCAUCCCAUCCAACUCUAUCAAACAUUUUAUGACUAUCGAUAGUUUUACAUUUGAAUCAACCAACUCUUCACUUCGUAUCAUCUAUCAAUUCAAAUCACCAUCAGAUAUUGAAUACAACUGUGAAAAUGAAACCACCAAAUACCAAUACGAUACAUCAUCAUCAAGCACCACCAUCAAAUCAUACAGCAUUGACACACCAGUCGGUACAAUGAUGGCAUCAUUCAGCAACCGUGUAGAAAUCGAUGAAAACUAUGAAAUGGUCUCAUCAAUCCUAGCAAUCACAUCAGUUGAUUCAUCAACACCAUCAACCAACGGUAUCCAAUACAUUGCCAUCCAAGUUCCAUCGUUUGGAGAUUAUGUUGAAAUCGAUCCAAUAUUUUCAGCCACCUCAAAGAAUGCACCAUCAACUGAUGCCUGUAUUGUAUCAUCAGCACCUUCAUCCUUUAUACCACCAAUUUUAUUACUAUCAAUUAUAUCAUCAUCAAUUGUUAUCCUCUUGUUCAUAAGAUUAAAAUAA